AUGGAGCCCCUCACGCCAGCCCUGCUCCUCCUGCUGCUCCUUGCCUGGCCUCCCGCAGCAAGGCCUGCACCUCCGACCUGCUACUCCCGGAUGCUGGGCCUCAGCCGGGAGAUCACCGGGGACUUCCAGCUCCUGCAGACUGCGGAGCCAGCGGAGGCCUGUGUGCAGUACCUGCCCCAUCUGUACCUGGACAUCCACAAUUACUGCGUGCUGGCCAAGCUGCGUGACUUCGUGGCCUCGCCACAGUGCUGGAGAGUGGCCCAGGUGGACGCCCUGAAGGACAAAGUGCGGAAGCUCUACACCAUCAUGAAUUCCUUCUGCAGACGGGACCUGGUCUUCCUGGCAGAUGACUGUAAUGCGUUGGAAUACCCAACCCCAGUGACCACCAGCCCUCCAGGUCACCCGAGAUGAGAACCCAGGCCAGAAGAACAACCCAAGAGGCGGGGCUGUGCCUGCUGCAGGCCCCGCCCACAGCCCCGCCCCCUUCCUGUAGUGUCUGAAUCCUCAUGCGUCUGUCCCUUCUGGAAAGCAGGGCAGGGCUCCCACCCGGAGCCUCCUUGGCGCACAGCUCGGCUCCACCUUGCCAGGGUGGCUAGAGGUGCCAGAGAAGAAAGCUCAGCGGCUUCUCCUUUAUGAACAAAGAGCUGAAGAACAAGCAGACGAGCACGUCCUCCUUGCUGCUUUGCUGGCAGAAUGGUGCUCUUUUCUUGCUUGCUAGAGACCUGCUUACACUCAACCAAGCCUCUACUUUGUAUUUUACCUCUCCCGACACUUUCCUUCCUUCCUUUGAUUUUUCAAGAAACCUUACUACUGCUUUUGAAAUGUAUCUGCAGUGCUGACAGAAAGCACUCUUUCAUAGAAAGGUGGCGAGAAUCAAAUAAAGACUGUUUGCA
Messenger RNA from Octodon degus (degu), 893 nucleotides. RefSeq names its product cytokine like 1 (gene Cytl1). The coding region runs from base 1 to 411 and encodes 136 amino acids. The record is from RefSeq and is a predicted model, not a curated record. Lineage: Eukaryota; Metazoa; Chordata; Mammalia; Rodentia; Octodontidae. The transcript is spliced from 4 exons. Gene Ontology annotation, biological process: positive regulation of transcription by RNA polymerase II.